Molecule: messenger RNA, 600 nt
Organism: Lathyrus oleraceus (garden pea)
Lineage: Eukaryota; Viridiplantae; Streptophyta; Magnoliopsida; Fabales; Fabaceae
Exons: 3
Coding region: 1-600 (199 amino acids)
Source: RefSeq, a predicted model, not a curated record
AUGAUUAUUAAUAAGUUCCCUGGAGAUGAACAUAUUUUGUUAUCUUUUGAUGAGGUUGGGCGUGAUACUCAUAAUCUAUAUCAACAGGAAUACUUACACACAAUUGCUCCUAGUACUUUACCACCACAUAUUUUAAAGAUAAAAAUAGGGGCUCCUCUGAUGUUAUUGCGAAACAUAGACCCUAAAUUUGGGUUGUGUAAUGGGACAAGAUUGUUAUGUCGUGGUUUUUUUAUGAAUUUGUGUGAUGUUGAAAUACUUACAGGCCACAACGUUGGAAAAAGAGCUUUCUUGCCAAGAAUUAAGCUCAAAACCACUAAUGGUGCGGGACUUUCUUUUGUGCUUAUUAGAAAACAGUUUCCUGUCAAACUAAGUUUUACAAUCACUAUAAAUAAAUCACAAGGACAAACAAUUCCAAAUGUCGGAAUUUAUCUUCCACGAUAUGUUUUCAGUCACGGACAAUUGUAUGUUGUUUUAUCAAGAGGUGUUCCGCGGGUUGCAACAAGAGUGCUAAUUAAAGACGGAAAAUUGGCGUUGAAAAUAGAGAUAUUUAUGAUUUCGGUUCCAUGGUUGACAUUCCUAUUAAGCAACAAUGUCACUUAA